This is a messenger RNA of Talaromyces atroroseus, 2883 nucleotides long. RefSeq lists its product as hypothetical. The transcript has 6 exons. The record is from RefSeq and is a predicted model, not a curated record. Gene Ontology annotation, biological process: peptidoglycan turnover; carbohydrate metabolic process. Gene Ontology annotation, molecular function: acyltransferase activity, transferring groups other than amino-acyl groups; hydrolase activity, hydrolyzing O-glycosyl compounds. The coding region runs from base 1 to 2883 and encodes 960 amino acids. NCBI's taxonomy places the organism in Eukaryota, Fungi, Ascomycota, Eurotiomycetes, Eurotiales, Trichocomaceae.
AUGUUAGAUUCUCUUGACAGUCAGAUCGGCUCCCUCCUUUCUAUGGGAUUUGAGGGCACGACGGUCACGCCGCAGGUGAAGUCUUUGAUUGAAGAUUAUCGGGUCGGCGCAGUUUGCCUUCAAGCCAAAAACCUCAAGAGUGCUCCCCAGGCUAUAGAGAAAGUAGCGUAUGACGCCGGAUACAGUGAACCAUUGCUCAUCAGUCUCGACCAAGAAAAUGGAGGCGUCAAUUCAAUCUUCGAUCCUGACUACUUUCAUCAAUUUCCAUCGGCAAUGGGCCUGGCUGCAUGCCGAUCGCGGGAUUUGACGCGUUCUGUAUCUCGCGCUGCAGCGAAAGAACUUGCUUGUAUUGGAGUAAACUGGCUCGUGGGUCCCGUCUUUGACGUACAUUCGGAUACAAAGCCACAGCCAAUGGGGGUUCGCUGCUUUGGUGAAUACCCCGAGAUUGUAGCCGAGCACGCUUUGGAGUCAAUGCUUGGGUACCAAGAAGGCGGUAUUUUGACAUGCAUCAAGCAUUUCCCAGGUUUCGGGAAUCUCGACUUCCUGGGGUCACCAGCGGAUAUACCAAAUGUGUCUGGUACUUUUGACCAGCUGCUUUCAACAUCAUUGAUACCAUUCCAAGCGGCUAUUGACAACGGGGCCGAUUCAGUAUUGGUUGGUGCUUGUGGAAUGCCGGAUGUGAAAGAUGCUCAAGUGCCGUACUCAUGCCUAUCUUAUGCCGUUGUCACAACCCUGCUACGACGCAGAAUGGGCUUUGGGGGAGUGAUUCUCUCGGAUUGUUUGGAAAUCGAAGCUUUAUACGAAGGUGUUGGGGUCAGCCAAGCUGCAGCCAUGGCAAUCAGUGCCGGAUGCGAUGUGAUAAUGUUAUGCCAGAGUCAUUCCAACCAGGUCGAAGCCAUCCGUGGAAUUAAGGCAGCCAUUGUGUCUGGAUUACUAUCAAAAGACCACAUUGAAGCGGCAGCUGGUCGCGUACGUAAGAUGAAACGACGGCGAUUAUCCUGGGAACGAGCUUGGAAUCCGGGCGGUCUGUCUGCGCUGGACAUCAUGAAACCAGCACAUAAGGCCUUGUCUAAAUCGGCAUACAACGCUUCGAUUACCUUGGUGCGAGACGUCCACCAUUGCAUCCCUUUAUCAAAACAUAGCGCACCAAACGACGUACUGUUGCUUUUGACGCCGUUAGUGGAACCAUUCGGACAUCUGCCGAACGACGAGAAGAGCUCACAGCAUUCUUCCUCUCCUUCAACCCCUUCCAGGCAAGUCAACAUUGCCAGGCAUAUCAAUCAUCGUGACAAAAACUAUCUAGAGGGCGAGGGUACAUUUCAAGAAUUGGGUGUUGCACUUGCAAAGAGGUGGCGUGGCAAGGUAGUCCACACCUCAUAUACCGCAAGUGGUAUUAGCCCCCUUCACGAACGGCUUGUUUCAGAGGCAUCGGCUGUGAUUCUUCUUACAGCCGAUGGAGUGCGAAAUGUAUACCAAUACGGCUUUACAAAAUAUAUAGUGAGUCUCUGCCAAAGCAAUAAUGCCCAGUCCUCAGCAUCAUCGGUCGCUUCGAGUUCGCCUGAUAAGCCUUGUAAGGCUUGUAUCGUGGUCGCGGUGAGCUCACCUUAUGACUUCAUGAAUGACCGACAAGUCUCAACGUAUAUUUGCACCUACGAUUUGACGGCACCUCCGCUUAAUACACUGGUGCGUAUUCUCUUUGGGAAUUUAAAGCCGUCUGGCCUACCUCCUACAGCACGACAGACACUCCCCCGUGCAGCAGUUCAAAGACAACCUUGGCUGGUUGAGAGAUUCCAGCCAGAACGAGACACAUUCGCAUUACAGGACCUCUUUGAUCAAGUUCGCAUGGCAGCCUCAAAUACUUUCAGCGAUCCCGAAGCUCAGUAUCCCUCGUACUGUUUCGAAGCACCUUACUACAAAGCUAGUUACAAACCACUGUUUGAAACGCAGCAUUUUGUCGUACGUAACAGUAGUAUUCAGAAAGUGUACGGAUUCUGUGCAACUUACUAUAGCGAAAGCCUUUCUCGCGGCAUCAUUGCGGCUAUCGUUGUGUCCACAAGUCACAGGAGUAAAGGUAUCGGAUUCUCACUGCACCAACACGCUUUGCGCUACCUAGAGCAACGUCCUGGAAUUGAAGCAGUGCAGUUUGGAUCAGAAAUUCCAGUUAUAUUUGCCGGGGUACCGAACAGACUGAGUACUCAUCAACUUGGUCUUCGAAGCUGGGUUAAAAACAGAGGCUGGGAUGUGGGUAAUUGGAACCAUCACGAGUUUUAUGUGAUCCGCCUUUCAAACGACUGGCAUCGAACAAUUCUACCCGAGAAGAUUGCUUCGAAUAAUAGCUAUCAGUACGAUUCAGUUCAACCAGAAGACAAGGAAGAGCUAGAUCAUCAUCUUCUUGUUCAAACUUGUUACGGGGCUGGUAAUUCAUCACUGCGGCAUCCCGUCGUGUUAUCAGAGCUAUAUCGCAUCGCCCAGGCCGAUUCUCAAGGUUGCAAGCUUCUCCUGGCCAGAGAGACAAGAAACACGGAUAGCGGUGGAGGCAAGGGGAAGAUAGUAGGAUCGAUUAUAUUAUAUCACGGUUCUUCGAAGAUGAACAAAUAUUUCCCCACCGAGGAUAGGAAAACCGGCGGCCUGGUUGGCGUCGUAGCGAUUCGUGGUGCCGAAGGCGUCCCAAUAGUGGAGGGGCUAAUCUCCAAGUCCAUUCUCAUUUUGAUUGAAAUGGGAUUUGUCAGCGCACAAACAUUUAUAGUCGGAGAUCCUGUGUUUCCCCCGAUGUUGGUAAAUCUAGGUUUCCAGAAGACGUCAGAAUUUCUUAGUAUCAGCAAAAAGGCGACAUUGCCAGUGGAGAAUCAGCCUCCAACCCUCAUGGGCUCAGUCGCUGCUUGA